AUGUUUCCUGAUCGCCCCAUCGCCAUGUUGCUCAGGUACCGAGCUGCCGGGCCAGAAGUUCGGCUCGGCCCGCUCAUUUCAGGAAACUGGAGCCGUGAACUGAAGCAGAGACUGAAGGAGACCUUUGUGGUCUUCCAGGUGGUCAAAAUGAGUGGAUCAGAAAUUGAGACGUGGACCGCAGAACAGGUCCACCAGUGGCUCCUGACAGAGGUCAAAGUUCAUCCGGACUGUGCAGACAGGUUCACUGAAGAGGAGGUCAUGGGGGAGAGUUUGGUUUUGUUCGAGAAGAAAGACAUUUUGGACAUGGGGAUAAAGCAUGGCCCUGCAGCUAAGAUACUGUGUUAUCUAAAAACUGUGAAAGCAGGUGGGGGGCAUCAGUCGGAGUUUCCUGCGUACGUUGAAACUUGGACCAAGGAGCAGGUGGCGCUCUGGUUACAGCAGCACGUGAAAGUGUACGCUAAGUAUGCAGAUUGUUGCCUGAAGGAGGACGUGUCCGGAGACUGCCUUGUUUGCUUCAGCAAGCAAGACUUUCUGGACCUGGGAGUGAAAAGUGGUCCAGCUGUGAAGAUCCUGGGAGAACUUCGCCAGCUGAACACAAAACCGGAGCCCCAGCUGGAACCCGGAACACACCAAAGGGAAGCCCCAAAGCCCGAGCCAAGCGUGGCCAAACCCAGCCAGAAGCAGCCAGAACCUCAGACAGUGCCACCCAGAAGAAAGGAGCUGGGAGGUGAAUCCAGACCGACUGGGCGGAAAGAAAAGGAAACAUCUGCUGUGGAGGCCGCACCAGCAGGAAGUGACAUCACAGUGAAGAUCCAGAGGGUCCUGGGAGGCCUUCUGGAAAAAGACCUGAAACUUUUUCAUUUCUACUUGAGAGGACACAAAGAACCCGGGACAGAACCUUUUUCUGCGGGUGAGCUGGAGAAGAAGGAUUCGGUGGACACAGCUGUGUUACUGAGGGACCGCUAUGGAGCAGCAGCCCCAUGGGUCACAGCAGAAACUCUGAGCGAAAUCGGCCAGCAGAACCUUGCCCUUCAGCUGGAGCAGCACAUCAGUCAGCUGGAGCAGCAGCAUCCUUCUAGAGACGUUCUGAGGACGGAGACACACCAGGGACACAAACUAAAGACCCUGCUCACUUGUGGUGGGAGCUCACUCGACAGCUAUGACAGAUUUGUUGUUGUGGUCAAUAGGAGCAGUCCGGAGCAGGUGCAGUACCUCCAGUUCCUGAGCAGGUUGGACCUGUUCUGUGUCUUGGACUUUGACCCGAACUCUGUUUGUCCUGGUGGACUCUGCCACUCUUACAAGGAGUUGCGGGUGGCUAACCUGCACACUCCGGCUCAAUUUCAGGGACAGACAGAGGCCGUCAUAAAAAAACUCAACCUGUUCAAACAGACCAGCUGGAUCUUCUGCAACGGCAGACACGACCUGGACAGCGACCCAGACAAAGAGCUGGACUACAGGAGCUGGCUCAGGAAGAGGUGCAGGGACGUGGAGCAGCUGGUGUCUUUCAUCUGCAGCCCUGACGUUUUCCCACAGGGAAGGUGUCUGAUCAUAUUCCUCCUGCUGUCUGCCCUGGACUCCGAGAAGAACCCGCUCUUUGAUACCUACAAGUCUUUCAUAAAGAACACUGAGGAGGCAAACAUCAUCAACCUUUGCCACUCCAGGAAAACUUAUUUGAAAUGGAAGGAGCUGAUACAAGAAAAGUGCGACUUUGACAUCGACCAUCUGUCCAUAUACGAUCUCUCUCUGAGUGAAAUCAACGGUACGAUCAUGGGACUGGGCCCACAGAGUCAGGCCUCUGCCAGGCUGCUUCCCUCCGCCGGCUCCAGCGCUGUUGUUCUGACGAAAAAGGACGAGGACCUGCUGACAGCUCUGGAUGUUUUAUGUCUGAAUGAGUGUGAGAACGUUUACGACGAAAGCAGCACAGAGUUUAAGAAAUUUAGAGUCGAAGUUGAGGAGAAAUUCUACAGAGGAGCCCAGGUCAGGUGGUGGAACUUCUACUUCUGUGACAGAGACAAAGAACAGCCAUUUAUCAAGAGGGACAAGUAUGAGCCUGUGAAACGGAUGGUCCGAUCGCAGCGGGACUCAAAGGAGGCGUGUGUUCUGCUCAAUCUGUACCAUGCUCCAAGCUGUGGGGGAACCACCUUAGUCAAGCAUGUGAUGUGGGACCUCCGUCACGAGUUCCGAUGCACUGUCCUGAAGGACAAGACUCUGCCCAAAGCCGAGGUUUCCAGCCAGGUGAGACAUCUGAUGAAGCUUGAGAGCGAGAAGCUGUGUCCCGUCUUACUGUUAGUGGACGACUCAAAGGAGACGGACCUCUACGACCUGGUGACCUGCAUACGGCAGACUGUGGAGGACUUCACAAGCAUGACGGUGGAUGCCCAGAACUGCCAGGUCAUCGUCCUGAACUGUGUCCGUUCCCAGACCCCAAAGGACCUCUUCAGACAAAACAAUCAGACGAAAAACCAGUUCAUGACUGAUAAACUGACCCAGCAAGAGCAGAUGGACUUUGAUAAGAAACUUUAUGAUCUCAAAGAAACUCACGAAAAACCGGAAAGCUUCUACAGCUUCAUGGUCAUGAAGAGCAAUUUUGACAAAGAAUACACCCGGAAACUUGCUCGGGACACGCUGGAGAACUUUGAGUUCAGCUCAAAGGAGGGCCGGCUCUUUGGCUUUUUGGCCCUACUGAACACAUAUGUGGCCAAAUCGGAAAUGGCCCUCUCUCUCUGUGAGGACUUCUUUCAGAUGAAAGUGCUCCGCCUGCCAGAGGACAGUGUUCUGGACAGAAUGAAACCUCUGUCCAACCUCCUCAUCGUGGACAGAGUUGAGGACUGGGGGGGAUACAAAGGAGUCCGGAUCCUCCAUCAUGCCAUAGCCUCCGCCUGCCUGGAUGAGCUGGAGGGCAGCUACUCCCUGAAAGCCAGUGACAUCGUCAUGGAGAUGCUGCAUUGUGACCUGUUCUUCAGCUCUGGGGUCGUGAAACACAGACUGACGCUUGCGAUUCAGCGAAUGUUGAUUGAGAGGCAACGAAAGAAAGACGUGGAUGAAAGGCAGCUCUUUUCUCUCCUCAUUGACAAAGUCCACAGCCAGGAGGGACGGCAGGCCGUCCAACAGAUCCUAGAGGAAGCCUCAGCCAGGUUUGAGACCAGCGCGUCCAUCCCUCAGGCACUGGCCAGAUAUCUGUACAAAUAUGUGCGCGACUUUCCAGAAGCUCUGAAGUGGGCAGAAAAAGCCAAGAACGUGAAAGAAAACAUUUUCACCAAUGACACCAUUGGACAAGUGCAUAAAAGCAACUUAAGGUCAAACAUGGACCGAGAGAAGCAGGAGACCUCCCACAGCCCAGAGGACUUGCAGAAAAACCUUGAGGUCGCCAUGAAGGGAAUGAAAGCUUUCCACAGGGCUCAGGAGCUGGCUGACCGGGAAGACGAGCCGCAGGAGGAAAUGCCCGACGACGACUCUGAGGAUUAUCCCAGAAACUCUUACAACUAUUACGGAAAUGUGAGCAUGCUGGAGAUCGCUUUGCUGGUCUUUGAGAUACUCAGCAGGUUGCCUUUCUUUGAAAAACACAACCCCAUGAAGAAAAAGUACUUACAGAGUUUUCUGGGAGGAAAAAUUCCAAUCACAAGUGUUUACAAAGAGAACAGUGAGAUCAACAACAAGUAUGUUGAUAUCAUAAGAGAACACCACCAGUUUCUUGUUGACCUGAAAUCAAAAGUCAAAGAACUGUUUGAGAAUCUGAACUGUUACUUCACCUACAUCAAAGUGAACUCCAAAUUUGACAUGAUGAAUCACAGAACUGUUUCUGAGAACUUUAAGAAGUACGUCGAGUUGUUCUGCACCACACCAGAAGAGAGGAGAGAGGAACAGGAAAACAAGUCCAGCCUCAACCUGAAACUGGACAUCGAGGAGCGAAAGUUGUUUCUUGAGAGGAACCAAGCAGAUACUUUCUCAGGAAUUCUUCAGCAUCUGGACAAACCUCCCGAAGAGGUGGAGAGGAUCACAGAGUGCUACGCGUUCCUACAGGGGAAAAUAGACAACCAGAGACAACGCACACAGAUGCAAAUUAAUUAUGUCCUGUCCAACAUUGUUCUCUAUCACUUGAAACCAAAAUCGAAACAUGUGAAGAAGUACAGAGAUCUCCGCAUUCUCCUUAACGAAAUUUUACAAGAUGUUGGACUGAACCACCUGUUCCCAGACCCAUACUACCUGGCCCUACUGUUAUUCUGGCCAAGUCCUACUGAGAACAAUACCGAAAUCCCUAAAUAUGUCUCACUAAUCCGUAAAUCAUCCCACAAGAACCUGUACAAGUUAUUUCAGAGGAGAAGCACUAUUGCCCACUUCUACUUGGGGAAAGAGGAGGGUCUGAAGAGGCUUUUCUCUAAACCAUCCCUGGAUGCAGACUUUCUGCCGGAGCUCCGGCGGGAUGCAUUGGCACAGCUUUGGAGGAACGGAGACAUAUUCAAGGAGGAAGCAAUUGUCCGCCGGCUUCACCGUGUCCGUGGAACAACCGAGCAAGGAGAAGUGUAUGCCAACUAUGGUACUCAGAAAAUCCCAGUGCGCCCAGCGCACAUUGGUGGGAUCAGAAGUGGAUUCAGCACAGAGAAGGUGUCUUUCUUUAUUGGAUUUGCUAUUAACGGACCCCUUGCGUACGAUAUCAAGUAUGAAAACUAG
Menidia menidia (Atlantic silverside) is the source of this 4668-nucleotide messenger RNA. The record is from the annotation of a GenBank genome assembly. NCBI's taxonomy places the organism in Eukaryota, Metazoa, Chordata, Actinopteri, Atheriniformes, Atherinopsidae.